This is a messenger RNA of Sinocyclocheilus anshuiensis, 3602 nucleotides long. Its product is annotated as complement factor H-like. The transcript has 23 exons. Lineage: Eukaryota; Metazoa; Chordata; Actinopteri; Cypriniformes; Cyprinidae. The coding region runs from base 17 to 3289 and encodes 1090 amino acids. The record is from RefSeq and is a predicted model, not a curated record.
GUGAGGCGAGCUGAAAAUGAGAGGUCCUGUACAAAUCGUCAGCUUUUCCUGCUUCCUGUUUUCUGUUACCUUUGUGCAAGGUCAAGAAUGUCUUGGAGAGGACAUUACAUAUGAAAACACACAACCAGUUGUAAAUGUUUCAUACGCUGAUGGUGAAACAGUAAACGUGAACUGCAUGACAGGUUAUAUCGGCUUUUAUAAGUUAAAGUGUAAAAAUGGGCAAUGGCUGACGGUAAUUGCACGAAGAUGCUCAAAGAAAAAAUGUGGUCACCCAGAGGAAACACCAAAUGGUUAUUUUAAACUUAUAGAGGGGAGAGAUUAUACUUAUGGAGCAACAGUGGAGUAUACUUGCAAGACAGGGUACGAAAUGACAAGCAGAAUCAAUCGGCGUCACUGUAGAAUCAAAGGGUGGGAUAAUUCUGUCCCUGUCUGUGAGGAAUGUCUUCGAGAGGACAUUAAAUAUGAAAGCACAGAACCAGUUGAGAAAGCUUCAUACGCUGAUGGUGAAACAGUGAAAGUGAACUGCAUAACAGGUUAUACUGGCUUGUAUAGAUUAAACUGUGAAAAAGGAGAAUGGAAAAAAUCCAUUGAGCGGCCAUGUGCAAAGAGAAGAUGUAGUCAUCCAGGCGACAUACCAAAUGGUGAUUUUAAACUUAAAGAGGGGACAGAGUAUGUUUUUGGAACAACAGUUGUGUAUAAUUGCAAGAAAGGGUAUGAAAUGACAAGCAGAAUCAAUCAGCGUACCUGCAGAGCUCAAGGAUGGGACAACGCCGUCCCUGUCUGUGAGGAAUGUCUUCGAGAGGACAUUAAAUAUGCAGACAUAGCACCAGUUGAGAAAGCUUCGUACGCUGAUGGUGAAACAGUGAAAGUGAACUGCAUGGCAGGUUAUACUGGCUUGUAUAAAUUAAAGUGUGAAAAAGGAAAGUGGAAAAACUCCUUUGAGCGGCCAUGUGCAAAGAAAAAAUGUAGUAAUCCAGGAGACACACCAAAUGGUGAUUUUAAACUUAAAGAAGGGACGGAGUUUGUUUUUGGAGCAACAGUGGAGUAUACUUGCAAGAAAGGGUAUGAAAUGGCAAGCAGAAUCAAUCAGCGUACCUGCAGAGCUCAAGGAUGGGACAACGCCGUCCCUGUCUGUGAGGAAUGUCUUCGAGAGGACAUUAAAUAUGAAAACACAGAACCAGUUGAGAAAGCUUCAUACGCUGAUGGUGAAACAGUGAAAGUGAACUGCAUAACAGGUUAUACUGGCUUGUAUAGAUUAAACUGUGAAAAAGGAGAGUGGAAAAACGCCAUUGAGCGACCAUGUGCAAAGAGAAAAUGUAGUAAUCGAGGAGACACACCAAAUGGUGAUUUUAAACUUAAAGAGGGGACGGAGUUUGUUUUUGGAGUAACAGUGGUGUAUACAUGCAAAAAAGGGUAUGAAAUGACAAGCAGAAUCAAUCAGCGUACCUGCAGAGCUCAAGGAUGGGACAACGCCGUCCCUGUCUGUGAGGUGGUGAAAUGUCCAGCCAUUCGCACAGAUGGGGAGGUGACUGCAUCGGGUAACACAGAGGAAGGACGUUAUGGUGAUGUUAUUCAAUUUGAUUGUGUAUCUUCUGACAAAAUGAUAGACGGAAGUAGUGACAUUCACUGUGAAGAGACGGGAAAAUGGAGUGAUGCUGUUCCAAAGUGCAAAGUUAUAGCAUGCGCAGCACCUGUCAUACCAAAUGGAUAUGUUGUUGAGCCACGGACAGAAUACCAGAAAGAUGCAACAUUAAAAUACAAAUGUAAUGAAGGAUUCAAACCCAGAGAGGGAAUCCCCAAAUGUGCUAAAUUUGGCUGGACUCUGAACCCAGGAUGUGAUGAAGUAACCUGUGAACUGAAGUCAACCACAUUUGGAGUAAAAAAGAUCAAGCCAGAGGGAACAACUAUUUUCAGAGCUGGAGAAAGUGUGGAGAUCACCUGCUCUGAAAAACACUGGUUAUUUGGUACAAAAGUAAGCAGCAGAUCAUUUACAUGCAAAGAUAAUGGAGAGUGGGACUAUGAGCCUGUUUGUGCAGAGGUUACAUGUGAAGUUCCACUUGACCAGCAUGUGUAUUACCCAUCCUAUUACUUCAGUGGAGAUAAGAAAUUGGGCGAAAAAAGAUCGUACCCUUGUGAGUCUGGAUAUCGUAAAAUGGCAGAAGAGGCCACAUGUACACGAGAUGGAUGGACACCAAAACCACUGUGUGCUGAAAUGUGUGCAGCACCUAACAUCCCAAAUGCAGAUAUUGUUCGAGGUCAGAGACAAAAAUACGGAAUCAAUUCAAGAAUAGUAUUUAAAUGUCAUCCUGGAUUUGAACCAAAGGAGUCUUUUGAAAUCAUCUGUGACUCCCAGGGCAAGUGGACAGACUUACUUCGGCAAUGCGCAAAGUCUUGCCUUGCUCUAUCUGUGGAAAAUGGGUUCAUACACAGCCAAUCCUCCAACAAGGAAGAAAUCUUUUACUCCUGCAACACGGGUUAUAAACCAUUCACUGGAAACUGGUGGGAUUCAGUGACAUGCAGCAAAGGAUCUUGGUCUGACGAGCCUCGCUGCAUCCGGGAGGAAGAAUGUGGUGCUCUUCCCAGUGUUCACCAUGGAAAACUAAAGCAAACCCGUCGUGAUCGAGAAACUGCUGAAGUGGAAUGUGAUCCAGGGUUCAUAUCAACUCAACGCAUCAUAAAAUGCACCAAUGGUAGAUGGGAGACACCAGUGUGUAAAGAGGAUGUGCGUUGUGGCAUUCCUCCAAAUGUGGAAAAUGCAGUCAUAACAUCUAAACCUGAAGAAUUUUAUCCUGAUGGAUCUAGCUUAACAUACAUAUGUCGAAGCUCAUACUUUAUCAGUGGAGAAAGAACGGUUUCCUGUCACAAUGGAACAUGGGGAAAAACACCAACAUGUCAAGAUGAAGGUCAGACCACCAGUUGUGGACCACCACCAGACGUGAACGAUGCAGAUACAAUAGAAAUAACAAAAAAGGAAUACAAUACAGGGGACAGCAUUGAAUACAGCUGCUUUAAUAAAUACACAUUGGAUCUGCGUCCAUCUUUCUCCAGAUACUUGACCUGUGUGCAAGGAGAAUGGAGAGGGAAGAUUAGGUGUUUAAAGCCCUGUACAGUGACGGUGGAGGAAAUGGAAAGAAGAGGUUUAGAGUUGGCCUAUGUUAAUCGACAAAAGAUGUUCGCACCACAUGAUGAUCACAUCACCUUUGUGUGUAAGAGGGGCGAUGUUUUAGGAGGUGUUCCCCUAAGACAACAGUGUAAUGAUGGAGUGAUGACUUUACCUGUGUGUGAGUGACAGUGAGAGCAAAACAUUGGUGAAGCAACAAAAAUAAAUGUAGCAAAUAAAAAAAUAUUGUUCCCAAUUCAAUUUCUAGAUUUUGGAUUUAUUGCAAGUAAAACUAAAGAAAUGCUAAAAGCAACAUUUAAAAUGUGCAUGUUAAAAACUACAUUAAACCAUUUAAUGCCAGCUAAGUGAUAUGUACAAUAUAAUAAUACAAAUAAAAAGUUGCAAAAUCUCUGUAAGACCAAAGACAAAGUUGCAAAUUAUAUAUAUAUAUAUUUUUUGUUGUUGUUGUUUUUUUUUUACCUUUGUGACAAUUAAAUGAUGC